Molecule: messenger RNA, 624 nt
Organism: Synchytrium microbalum
Lineage: Eukaryota; Fungi; Chytridiomycota; Chytridiomycetes; Synchytriales; Synchytriaceae
Exons: 3
Coding region: 1-624 (207 amino acids)
Source: RefSeq, a predicted model, not a curated record
AUGAAAGUAGCCACUCGUAUGAAUUCACUACCUAGCUACUCGAUCGGUUACAUGAACAACACUCCUCCAGGAAUAACCACAUUCAUCAACAAUGAACACAGUCAACACCACACACGAGCAAACCUCGGCUCAAUCUCACCAACAGCAUCAUCAACCUCAACCGUAGACUCGACCGAACUACGAAACAGUGAUACCACAUCCGUUAUAUCCCUACCAAACAACAACAACACUACCACUGCAAAUAGUGUAUCUCCGCCUGCCUCUCCACCACCGACUCUCUCUCAUAAUGACCACCAUAUGCACGACCCUCAUACUACACAACCAGCUAUAAAUGACGGUGCUCCACAAAUGGGAUUAUCACACUGGGAGCAACAACGCAACCAUUGGAGACGGAAUCAUCAAGAAUACAAUGAGAAUAGUUUCGAGUCUUUUAGAUCGCAUCCCGCUUUAGAGGCUGUAGAGGAGGCACAUUAUGAGACUAUCUUUUCGAGUAUUGUUCAUAAUCAGCGCCGGUUUGCUAGACCAGUCCCACUGGACUUCGUAACGACUGUACUGGUCCACGGUUGGAAGGCCGAAGGACUCUUCACUCCUCCGCCAGGAUAUGACGCUCAACAGCAAUCAUAA